CUAAUUACAAAAGGCAUUUUUGGUGCACCUCUAAAAUCAGCUAGUUUGUGUGGCUCAACAAGCGAUGAAUACGGAUUAACUGUACCCGACCCUGUUUAUCGAUGCUUUGAAGAAAUAAUGAAAAGAGAUUUUGAUAAGCCCCCAACUUAUGGCAAAUACUUGGACCUAAAAUCCAAUGACAUUCAUGCUAUCACAGGUGUCGUGAAAAAGUUUCUAAGACAACUGCCUGAUCCUGCUAUUCCAAUUGCCUCACAUGAAAAAUUCAUUCAGCUUUAUGACGAGUCAUACUCUGAUCAAUCGACAGUGACUACACUGGCAUCCAUGAUUCAACAACUGCCCAGAGAACACUUUCAUCUGAUUUACUACAUUAUCAUCUUGGCUUCCAAGAUACAAGCCCAUUCAGACAGGAACAUGAUGAACCCUGAGGCACUUGCUGUUGUCCUUGCACCUGUCUGUACUGGACUCGAACAAAACCUGAAAGAAAUACCAUCCUGGAAAAGACAUUCUCGGGCAAAACUGAUCAACGAUAUGGGUCACUUUAUUGAGACGAAUGCCAAAUGGACUCAGAUCUGGACAUUGUUGAUUGAAUACAGCGAUACGUUACUGGGCAUAUGGAGAAACUCCAUCAUCUGGGAUAGCGUGAUUACACCUCCUGGUCGCAAUACUGUACCAUGUCACCCACCCAUCUAUUCCAGCACUCAAGAAAUGAUCAUGUUGCACCCGAAUCGGAACCAUACACAAGCAGCCAGCCGUCUUCAUCAGUCUGAGUUAGUAUUGGAUGUUGCACCUCCUAAACGACCGAAUCCGACUUCCAACAAAAGUAGUGAAGAAUUAUACAAGGUAGUUGUACUCAGAUCAAGACAGAACACUAAAUCACUUAAAAAUACCAGCAAGAAAUAUCAGUUUUAUGCCAAUCAUGACGAUGAUAAGAAAGAUGAUGAAAUCGGCCUUGCUCCGUUACCUCGACAUUCAAACUCAACAUCAUCAACACAGAGACAUUCUAUGGUGAUUCAUUCUUCAAUAUCAAGCAUUACACCUAACUAUUUCUCUAAAUCUUCUAUUAAUCUCAGUAGUAUUACAGCAGAUUAA
Molecule: messenger RNA, 1089 nt
Organism: Gilbertella persicaria
Lineage: Eukaryota; Fungi; Mucoromycota; Mucoromycetes; Mucorales; Choanephoraceae
Product: Rho GTPase activation protein
Exons: 3
Biological process (GO): regulation of GTPase activity; signal transduction
Cellular component (GO): cytoplasm
Source: RefSeq, a predicted model, not a curated record